AAUAACUAAUUGAAUAAUUAUCUCAUACGCAUGAGACACGUGGAUGUGGCAUCUCUCUCAGGCAGAGCGGUCAGUCCCCUAGAAUGCUACCUACGCAUUUUUUAGGUUAGGCUGAUUGAACAUAGAAAGUAUUUACACAUUCCAGUUAGAACUGUGUCUGAUAGUGGAUUAUGUAGACGUAACGACGAUUAUGUCGCGAUAAUAACGAUUCUAUGUACCUAGUAUACGGGUGUCACUAUUGCUGUGAAGACGUCACAAUGAUUUUUAAGUAAGCAUGGAAUCGGUACAUUGUGAGGAUUCCUAUUGUAUACCUACUUAAAAUACCACUGAAGUGUUAAAACUGUAAACAGUGCAUCGUGUGUUAACUGUGUGUAUUGGCGUCGUUUGAGUUGAUAAGGACGGAUUUAUUUUCAGUCGAUCGUCUACAGCCGUGUCGUGCAGUAGUUUGUUUACAUUUUUAUAAGAAACGACGUAUUCACUUAAAAAAUGAGUUGCAAAACAAAGGAAACUGUACCGAUCGUGGAGUUUGUCAAAGAUGAACGUGUAGAGAGAUUGUUUGGGAUAUUUGUUGAACAGUUUCAACGCUGCCCAUUAUUUUAUGUACGAGUGCCGGGUCGCGUCAACAUUAUUGGAGAACACAUCGAUUACUGUGGCUACCCAGUGUUGCCCAUGGCGUUGGAGCAAGAUAUUAUAAUCGCAGCAGCAACAAUAGAUGCACCGGAAAUUAAAAUACGAAAUGCCGAUAGUAAAUACGAUGAUGUAAAUAUGGAAAUUGAUAAAAUAUGCGAAAUAGCUCUUGAACCAGAUGUUACCGGUAAGCCGUUUUGGUAUAAUUACGUGAUUUGUGGGAUUAAAGGAGCGUUGGAAUAUUUGGAGAUGUCUGAUGAGAAGAUAUCAAAAUGGAAGGGCCUGUUGAUAUUAGUGGAAGGUGACAUUCCACCAGCAUCUGGGCUAUCCAGCUCAUCAGCUUUAGUGAGCGCUGCCUGUUUAUCUUUUCUACACGCCCAAAAUGCCUCACUUUCCAAAACUGAAAUUGCCUCUUUAUGUGCUAAAUGUGAAAGAUACAUCGGCACUCAAGGGGGUGGCAUGGACCAAGCUAUAGCAUUCCUCGCUGAGAAGAACAGCGCGCAGUAUAUUACGUUUAAUCCACUGACUGCUUGCCCCGUAGCUCUCCCAGAAGAUGCUGCUUUUGUUGUCGCCCACAGUCUAGCAAAAUUAAAUAAAGCAGCAACAAAUGAUUUCAAUCGACGUGUAAUAGAGUGUAGGCUAGCUGCUAAGAUAAUAAGCGUUCUUGAAGGUAUAUCUCAAGAUAACAAAAUAAUCACUCUUAGUGAAGUACAAAAUAUUCUCGGUAAUAGUUUGGAAGAAAUGGUAUCACUCGUAAACAAGUACCUAUCUAAAGAUUUAUACACUAAAGAAGACAUCUGCAGUAUUUUGAAAGUCACUGAGCCAGAAAUGGAAAGUUCGUAUCUGACCUCGAAUACGAGACAUCUCACUGAAUUUAAGUUAAAACAGAGAGCUUUGCACGUGUAUGAAGAAGCCAAACGAGUUGAAGAUUUCCGUAAUAUCUGCAAUAUGAGCACAUCGAAUAAAAAUGAGCAUUCCAAUGGGUCAAACGGCAAUUGUCAUCGAAAUGGUGAUAGCAAUGAUGAAACUCUUAACAUCCUGGGUCAACUAAUGUCCGACAGUCAUGACAGCUUACGAAAGUUAUAUGAAUGUUCGCAUAGCAAUCUGGACACACUUGUUGAUAUAUCUAAAGAAAUGAAUAUUCAUUCCCGGCUAACUGGGGCAGGUUGGGGAGGGUGCGUCGUCGCAUUAUGUCCCAAAAAUCAGACACAAGAUUAUAUCGACUUUUUAAUUGAAAAAUUUUAUGUCAAGUAUUGUAAAAUUGAUAAAACCAAAGCCUAUAAGCAUGUGUUUGCUACAACGCCAAAUUACGGCGCGAGAAUUUUUACUGAUAACAAUUUAAUUAACAACACGAGUUAGGCAAAACAUCAAUAAUCUAUUACUACAUUUAUAAGUUUUUAUAAGUCUAGUAAUCGAUUUCAAGAUUAUUGAUGUGCAUUUGUUUACUUUAUCGUAAAUAUAUAAUGAGUGUUUAGAUUAUAAAGUCAAAUCAUUAUUAUAUUAUUAUUUAUUAUUUUUAAUUUCAAUAAAUAAAAUAUAAUUAUGCAGUAAAAAUAACAUUCUCGCUAUAUAUCAUUGUUAUUGUUAUUUUAACCAUACACAAUUUAGUCAUCGUCCAUUGCCUCGUUAGCUUAUUUAUUUGUAAGUUUACCUAGUAUUAUCUUUGCAUUUAUCUAAACAAUUAAAUAAAUAGAUUUAAUGCUAAAAAGAUUUUAUUUCUUAUUGUCCAUGUUUGUCAAAACGUAUUGGUCACCCUCACUGUAGCCAAAUUUUGAUACAACUUAGGUUAAAAAUAAUCUUAAUUAUAUGUGCCAAUUUGUUAAUUUCUUAAGAAAAAUAAAUGUCUAAUCAAACUUU
Plodia interpunctella (Indianmeal moth) is the source of this 2484-nucleotide messenger RNA. RefSeq names its product Galactokinase (gene Galk). The transcript has a single exon. Gene Ontology annotation, biological process: carbohydrate phosphorylation; galactose metabolic process. Gene Ontology annotation, molecular function: galactokinase activity; ATP binding. Lineage: Eukaryota; Metazoa; Arthropoda; Insecta; Lepidoptera; Pyralidae. Gene Ontology annotation, cellular component: cytosol; cytoplasm. Bases 487 to 1986 code for a protein of 499 amino acids. The record is from RefSeq and is a predicted model, not a curated record.